CCGAAGCAGUGGCGGGGCGAUUCGGACAGCGGCGGCGGCGGCCGCACAUUCCUGGGCGCUGACAGCCGUUGGCGGCUGUUAGGGAGCGGCCGUUGGCCCACUAACAGCCCCCUCCCCCCCACCUCCUCACCCCCAUCCCUGCCCCGCUUCGCCGCCCUCCUCCGGGAUUAGGGGCUGCCGCCUAGAAAUCCUCUGGCUGGAGGCGGCGGCUUUACCCCCAGCCCCCUCCCUGCCGCCCAGUCCGGCUUAAGCCGCUCUAAUCCUCCUCCUCCUCCCCCUCCUCCCCUUCCUCCCCCGGGCACGGCCAUGGAGUCGCAGCGGCCUCGUUACCGCGCCCCUUCCCCACCGCCAUCCCGCGGCGGGAGGGAGCCCGGGGGCCUCCGUCGGAAGGGCCCGCCCGGGGCCGGCAGCGCCCCGGAGGCCGCGGAGGGCAGGAAGGCCAAAUUCCAUUUAAAUAUCAAGACACUGACUGAUGAUGUGUUGGAUAGGUUUGCCAGUAUAAGAAUUCCAGGAAGCAAAAAGGAAAGACCUGCUCUGCCACAUAUGAAGCAGUCCCACUCUACAGAUUGGUCAUCCACAACUACUGAUGUGGAGGAUUUUGUUCCAAAACCCCUGUCAGAAAGAGAAAUCAUAGCACUGUUUGAAAAAAUGAUGGAAGAUAUGAAUUUAAAUGAAGACAAGAAAGUGCCAUUGAGAGAAAAGGAUUUUAAUACUAAAAAAGAAAUGGUGAUGCAAUAUAUUAGCACUGCUUCAAAGUCUGGAAGUCUCAAGAACCGUCGGAAGAUUUCACCCCAAGAGUUUAUGCAGGAAUUAAAAUCUGGGUCAACAGAUGAAAGACUAGUCACUUGCUUAGAAUCACUUCGUGUGUCCUUGACUAGUAAUCCUGUCAGCUGGGUUGAAAACUUUGGCCGAGAAGGUCUGGGGCUGCUGUUGGACGUUUUGGAAAGACUGGUUGAGACAAAACAACAAGACAAAGUUGUGAAGAGGAGUCAGCAUAAGGUUAUACAAUGUUUGAGAGCCUUCAUGAAUAAUAAGUAUGGAUUGGAAAGAAUUCUGGGAGAAGAGAGGAGCCUUUUGUUGCUGAUCAAAGCAAUUGAUCCCAAGCAAACAAGUAUGAUGACUGAUAUAGUUAAACUCCUUUCUGCAAUGUGCAUUGUUGGAGAAGAAAGCAUCCUUGAAAAAAUUUUGGAAGCUAUAACAGCAGCAGCAGAGGAAAAGAAUGUUGGUAGAUUCUCUCCUAUUGUGGAAGGGCUUCAGGAUAACUCAGUUCAGCUGCAAGUAGCUUGCAUGCAGCUCAUCAAUGCUCUUGUUACAUCCCCUGAUGAUUUGGAUUUUAGGCUUCACAUCAGAAAUGAAUUUAUGCGCAGUGGAUUAAAAGAGAUAUUGCCACAAUUGAAAUGUAUAAAAAAUGAAGCACUAGAUAUUCAGCUGAAGGUGUUCAAUGAGCAUAAGGAAGAAGACAUGAUCGAGUUCUCUCAUCGUUUAGAAGAUAUUAGAUCUGAACUAGAUGAAGUAAAUGAUGUUUACAACAUGGUGUGGAAUACAGUUAAGGACACCAGUGCUGAAGGAUAUUUUCUUUCUAUUCUCCAACAUCUUUUGCUGAUAAGAAAUGACUAUUUUAUACGUCCACAGUAUUUCAAAUUAAUUGAAGAAUGCGUUUCCCAGAUAGUGUUACAUCGAAGUGGAACAGACCCAGAUUUCACGUAUCGUAAAAGAUUAGAUAUAAAUUUCAGCCACUUAGUAGAUAUUUGUGUAGAUAAAGCAAGAUUAGAGGAAUGCGAAGAGAGAGCGUCUGAACUUUCUAGAAAAUUUGAAAAAGAUUUUGUAGUUCAUCAAGAGACCCAGGCCCUACUGCAAAAAAAAGAAGAAAGAAUCAAUGAACUUGAAGCAGAAUUACAAGCUUUUAAAUUGCAGUAUGGCUCCUUGCCACCUGGUUGUCUAUCAACACGUGGAGAUGCAUCUGUCCUUCCAGCGGAUGCUACAGGACCACAUCAGUUGCCGCCGCCUCCUCCACCACUGCCUUCUAAUGGGGCAAUCCCACCACCACCUCCUCCCCCUCCUCCUCCACCAUUUUUGAAUGCCUUGGGAAUUCCUCCAGCAUUGGGUGCCCCACCACCACCACCUCUACCAGGCCUGCCUGGGGCACAGUGGUCUCCACCUUCAUGUACUUUGCCAUUUGGACUGAAGCCUAAAAAAGAGUUCAGACCUGAGGUUACCAUGAAAAGACUCAACUGGUCCAAGAUCAGGCCACAGGAAAUGACAGAAUCCUGUUUCUGGGUUAAGGCAGAAGAGGACAAGUAUGAGAAUGCUGACAUGCUUUGCAAAUUGGAACUUACAUUUUGUUGUCAACAGAGGGGAUGUGACCUGAAUUCUCCUGAAGAAGUAUCAUUAAAAAAAGAAGAGGAAGAUUUUGAAGAAAAGAAAUCCAUUAAGAAACGAAUCAAGGAAUUAAAAGUUCUGGACCCAAAGAUUGCACAGAAUCUGUCAAUUUUCCUUGGAUCUUUCCGAGUGCCUUAUGAGGAAAUCAAAAUGAUGAUACUGGAAGUAGAUGAAACACAGCUGUCAGAGUCCAUGAUUCAGAAUUUAAUAAAACAUCUUCCGGAACAAGAACAACUGAACGCAUUGUCCAAGUUCAAGAGCGAGUAUAAUAAUUUGUCUGAACCAGAGCAGUUUGGAAUUGUGAUGAGCAACGUGAAGAGACUACGGCCACGGCUCAGUGCUAUUCUUUUUAAGCUCCAGUUUGAAGAGCAGGUGAACAACAUCAAACCUGACAUCAUGGCUGUCAGUGCUGCCUGUGAAGAGAUAAAAAAGAGUAAAAGCUUUAGCAAGCUGCUGGAACUAGUAUUAUUAAUGGGAAACUACAUGAAUGCAGGUUCUCGGAAUGCACAGACCUUUGGAUAUAAUCUCAGCUCCCUAUGUAAACUGAAAGACACGAAGUCAGCAGAUCAAAAAACAACGUUGCUCCAUUUUCUUGUAGAAGUGUGUGAAGAAAGCUAUCAGGAUGUUCUGAAUUUUAUUGAGGAUUUUCAGCAUUUAGAUAAAGCUAGUAAAGUCUCAGCAGAAAACCUGGAGAAGAGCCUGAAGCAUAUGGAGAGGCAACUCCAACAGCUUGAGAAGGAUUUGCAGACUUUUCCAGUUGCUGAAGAUAAGCACGAUAAGUUUGUAGAAAAAAUGUCUAGCUUUCUAGUUCAUGCCAAAGAAGAUUUUCAGAAACUCUCACGGAUGCAUGAGAACAUGGAAAAGUUGUAUCAGAACGUGAUGAGAUACUAUGCCAUCGAUCUGAAGAAAGUUUCUGUGGAGGAGUUCUUAACUGACUUAAACAACUUCAGGACAAUGUUCACGCAAGCAGUGAAGGAUAAUAUGAGAAGGAGAGAAGCAGAAGAAAAACAGAGGCGUGCUAAAAUAGCUAAGGAGAAAGCAGAAAAAGAAAAACAAGAGAGGCAACAAAAGAAAAAGCGUUUGUUAGAAAUGAAAACAGAAGGUGAGGAGACUGGAGUAAUGGAUAGCCUGUUGGAGGCCUUGCAAUCAGGUGCAGCUUUUCGAGACCGAAGGAAAAGGAUACCAAGGGCUAAAGACAUACCACAAAAUGUCAGUCCAACCACACAGAGGCCCGUGCUGAAAGCUUGUAACCAUGAGAACCAGAAAGCACAACCAGAGAAGACAUGUUCACACCACAGUAUCAGUUUAAAAUCGACAAGAAGCCCAGUCAACAAAGAAGUUACUUAUGACGUGGAAACAAGUUCUUCUAUGGCACGGAGCAAGGCUGUUGGGAGAAAGGAAGCCUGUAGUGGAGAAGGCAGCAAAGAAAAGAAAACAGAGCGUAUUGGGUCUCCUUCUAAGGGAGAAGCCAUUCCAGAAGUAGAAGCUCUCUUGGCAAGACUGCGAGCACUAUAGAAUAAUCAUAUAAAGGAUUAAAUCAAAGUUUAAACACAAGCUAUAAUAGUGUAUCUCUUCAAGAUACACUAAUUUUCCAUUAUUGACAUCACAUACUUCUGAGUUUCAAACUUCCCUAGGUAUUAAUACUCUACUUCUAAACUUUUUGCAAGACUCCACAAAAUAAUACUGUAGUUUUGCUUAACUUCAAAAAGAUUUUCGUUAUAUAUUUCACCUACUGAGACCACAAAAAAAUGUCAGCGGAAACAAAUAAUAAAUUAUUCCAAGACACAAUCCUUUUAGUCAACAGGCUGCUGACCACAUGUUUUGAGAGCUUCUCAAAAUAGAAGUAGAGUAUCUUUUAAAUAUUGUUAGAUCAUCAUGCCUGGGAAUAAGGGUCAGUAAAUAACAGGAAAGGCAGUCUUAUAUUUUCCACUACAUAUUUUUUUCUGAAGAGAUUUUAUCAUCUAAAAAGUAUUAUUAUAGCAUCAUUUGCAAUUAUAAUAAUGGGAAAUGUAUAUCAUAUAAAUUUCUCAGCCAUGUUCUAGUUUAAGUUCAUCGAAGAGUACCAAAGCUUGCUUAAUUAUAUAUGCAUUUACAAAAGGGAAAUCCAUGGACAGUAAACAAAGAAUCUAUGCAAAUAAUAUACUUUACGUGUGAAUAAUGUAUCACUUCUAUUAAGCUUAGUUAUAAUGAUUAUAUCAAGAUAAUAUAUAUGAUUUCUAUGACUGCAAUGUUUUGCAGUUGUGUCCAUAGUGGGCAAAAGGUCUUUCUUCACAGUUAUUUACGAAUGUAAUUUUUUAUCUUUUCACAUGUGAGUAAGGUAACAUGUUUUUGUAAAAGGAACAUAUAAUGGAAAAGGUUUUUACAAGUGUUUUUUCACAAACUCAUUUUCCAGUAGGCCAUGAAGUCUUAUUUGCUGGCACAAUAGGAAACUUGCACAUAAUUGCUUCUCUUUCAUCGCACUGUCAUUGUACAUUCUUACAUGUUCGCUAUCAUAUUUAUUAAUUGCACAUCAUAAAAAAUUGCUACCUAUGUUACCAAGUAGGAAGAUACUAUUAGUAUCUUUGCUCCAUUAUUUAAAGCUUCCUUAUUAUAAGAGUGUAUUAGGUAUCUAAUAUCUUUCUACUAAAUUACUCGAUUCUUCUUUACAAAAUGCUGAAAAAUGUCUUUCAAUAAGAGUCAGUUACAUGAAACCAGUGUUUCAAUGCUUCAGUGCUUUUUAUAUCCUUGUUUAAGUUGCCUUCUUACUUUCUGCACUAAAUAUUAAUAAAGUUAAUUAGAACUCUGAAAUUGGGCCUGUUUAUACAUACAGCAUGGUGUGUUUUUCAUCCAUCAUGGGAAUCAAUCUCAUGUUUCUGGGGCUGUUGUAACUACCAUUACACACUCUAAUUACAUUUCCAGCGUUUGCUUAAAAAAAAAAAAGGAAGUAUGAGGAGAAGUCAGGGAAAGAUGCAGAGAAAUCCUACCAGACAGUAAUCAGACAGUAAUUUCUUCAGAAAAAAAAAAAAAAAAAAAAAAGGCAAAGCUGCCACAUGAGGGUGCCUUUGGUGCCUUUUAGUGGGUGAGUAGCAACUGCUACUAUCAUAAUAACGAGAGCGUGGGUCACACGGCCUCUCCAGUCACUACAGUAAAAUGUAAGCAAUCACUGUGUGUAAUACAGCUAUUACUAAAGUUCAACUAAGGUCUUCUGCACCUUGUCAACUGUUAAGACUUCCUACCCUUGCUUACAGGGUACCAUACAAAUUACUAUCUACACAGUACAAUAUGCUUGACUAAAUAAAAUUGUUUCUCAAACACAGUGAAAAUGUAUGUUGAAGAAAGAAAAAAAAGACUGCUGGAGGAUGCUAAAAUGAAAGGGCUGGAAGUGGAGAACUGCCUCUAAAAUAUGAACAUGAUGACCUACUAAGUGAAGGUGGAAGUACAGAUUCUUUUUCCUAAACAGUUUGAGGAAGUUUGUUCAUUUGAAUUAGUGGGCAAUAGAACACAGUAAAAAACUGACAGUUCAGGACACUACUGUGUGUAUCAAGAAAAUAAAGUAUAUGAAACUACCUACUGAAAUUUUCAGUAGACAAAGUGUUUCUAGCAGCCUAGCAUCUUCUGAUUUUAAAAUAAAUAUUUACAUUUAAAAUUAUAGAUCUUAAACCCCACUUUUGCACAGGCUGAGAAGCUGUUAGAAAUGUAUUCCAGGGCUUUUAGUUCUUCCUAGAUGUUGUGUUUCUGAAUUAAUCCUUUCAAGCAGCCAUCAAGUUAAUUCAGUUUCUUUUGUAUAACCAGGAAAAAAAAAAAAAAAAAGCCAUACAAGUUUUCACUACCUAUGCAAAUAUAAUAUGUAAUUUUUCUGCUUUAGUAUUUCUUUGUAACAUGGUAAUUUGAUGUAUUCAGAGUUGAAGUACACAGUCCAGUUCAAGUGCACAGCAAGUUUUCUUUCUACAUUUCGUCUUUCUUUAACUUGCCUUGUAAGUAAACAAAUAGGGCAUUUUGAAUAUGAAAAAUAUUUAAAUUGCCUAAUAAGUUCAGGUAAAAAUAAGUUUGAGAAUAUUAUGUCUGCAUUCUAUUACUAUGCUUUUAUGUUUUUAUUAAAAUGUAAAGCUCAGCUUCUAAAUUCUAUGGGGUGAAUUGUUUUAAUUUAAUUUAAAAAUUAAUUGAUUAAUUCAAUUUAAAAUUUAAAGCUAAUUAAAGUUUUUUUAAAAAAUGUGGGUAGACUUUAAUGCUGUGUGCUAGUUAUUUUUAGUAAGACAUUUUUAGUAUCAAGUCUAUUUCCUGAACUGUAGGACUGGACUAUAUACCACUUUUGCUGGCUAUUGAAGAAGGUUUCACAUUCAGUGAAAACCCCUGUUUCUGUAAUUCACACCUGAAAAUUAAAUUCCUAUAAAAAGAGCUUCCUGAUAUCUUCAAACAUGACUGUUCAAAUAAAAGCAUUUGAAA
Messenger RNA from Oxyura jamaicensis (ruddy duck), 6801 nucleotides. It is a transcript of the gene DIAPH3, whose product is annotated as diaphanous related formin 3. Bases 307 to 3894 code for a protein of 1195 amino acids. Gene Ontology annotation, cellular component: actin filament; cytoplasm. The record is from RefSeq and is a predicted model, not a curated record. NCBI's taxonomy places the organism in Eukaryota, Metazoa, Chordata, Aves, Anseriformes, Anatidae. The transcript has 29 exons. Gene Ontology annotation, biological process: actin cytoskeleton organization; actin filament polymerization. Gene Ontology annotation, molecular function: actin binding; microtubule binding; small GTPase binding.